This is a messenger RNA of Cebus imitator (Panamanian white-faced capuchin), 658 nucleotides long. It is a transcript of the gene CEBPZOS, whose product is annotated as CEBPZ opposite strand. The coding region runs from base 99 to 341 and encodes 80 amino acids. The record is from RefSeq and is a predicted model, not a curated record. Lineage: Eukaryota; Metazoa; Chordata; Mammalia; Primates; Cebidae. The transcript has 5 exons.
AGUGCGCCGAGAGUGGGGCGGGUUUCUGCGUGGGUCCUCAUCCCAGUUCUGGGGCAUGUAGAGGACAGUCAGGUGUCACUACCUCCGUUCACUGGAGGAUGGCCCGUACUAUGGAACCACUAGCAAAGAAGAUCUUUAAAGGAGUUUUGGUAGCUGAACUUUUAGGCAUUUUUGGAGCAUAUUUUUUGUUUAACAAGAUGCACGGAAGCCAAGAUUUUAGGCAAACAAUGAGCAAGAAAUUUCCCUUCAUCUUGAAAGUUUAUUACAGAUCCACUGAGAUGUCUGGAAUAUAUGGAAUCAGAGAGCUAGAUGAAAAAAAAUGGUUGGAGAGCAAAAAUUAGACCCAGUCAUCACGUUCGGCCUCCCAUCUAAGCUGUUUGAGACCUUUGGGAGAAGAAAAGAUGAGUGUACUAUCCCACUUGGCGGUCCCACAGAACAUGCUGCUGAGUCAAAAGAACUGCUAGCCUGCCUUGGCCUGCAGUUUCCCACCCACUAUACAAAUUCACUGCUUCUUGUUUGUUGCUUUUCUUCUUAUAUUUAUUGUCAAAGAUUAAUGUUUUCAUUAAGAAAUGACUAAGUAAUGAAAAGAAACAAAUGCUCUAAAGAUUUUCUUUCCCUAAGCACUUUUACUGGUGAAAUAAAAACCAGUAACAGUCAA